AUGGAGAAGAUCGUCUUCUACGAGGACAGGAACUUCCAGGGUCGAUUCUACGAGUGCGAAAAUGACUCCAGCGACCUGCACACGUACUUCAGCCGCUGCAACUCCAUCAGGGUGGAGGGAGGAUUCUGGGUGAUCUACGAGAGACCCAACUACAUGGGCUACCAGUAUGUCCUGAGCCGAGGAGAAUAUCCCGACUACCAGUACUGGCUGGGCAUCAACGACACCAUCAGGUCCUGUCGCAUUAUUAGAAAUGUGGGGAACUCUUGGAGGAUGAAGGUUUGGGAGAGGCCCAACUUCGAGGGCCAGUCAAUGGAGGUGGCAGACAACAUGCCCGCCUUCCAGGAGCGCUGGCACAGCCGCGACGUCCACUCCUGCAAGGUGUUCGAGGGCGCCUGGGUCUUCUACGAGCACCCCAACUACAGGGGGCGCCAGUACCUGCUGGAGAGGGGCGAGUACCGGCGCUACUCCGAGUGGGGCGGCAUGCAGCCCGGGGUUGGGUCCAUCCGCCGGGUCAAGGACCACUAGCCAUGCCGUGUUGAGACCAUGUAAAACUGGGUGAAAUCUUGAACAAUAAAAUCAUGAUACAAAAUAAUGCCUUACUGCUUUUUUAAAAUUAAAUUCUUUUGACUCCAUACUUAUUCUGUGUUAGCUCUCUUUCAUUUUUCUUCACCAUUGGUUCAUUAUAAAGCCCUGCAGCUCUAUAGAAACAGAACAACCAUGAAGAAGGAGAGAGAACUCAGAGAUGUCUUAAUUAGUUAAAUAUGUUUCAGAAUAGUUGAAAGAAACCACCUGAAUCUGCACGAACGUUUUCCAGUUGUUGUUCCAGAUGUUACCAACAUUGGUGACUCUUAACGCUGUAGAUAUUUUACGACCCACGUUGUGUUGAACUUUGAAGCAACAACGGCUUCAUGGUUCUAGCGAGGAGCUCAGAGUGUUUUGUAAAUUUGUAAAACUAUAAAUUUAAAAUAAUUUCUAGACCAUGACAAGUUGUUGUGAUCAUAAAGUAAAAUACUAGAUUGCUCAUUGUUCUUUUGUUGUGUUGUGUCUCAUUUUUGUAAUAUUUUGUCUUUUUUGUCUGACUUUUGUUGUUUGUCUCAUGUUUUUGUCGUUUUUGUAUCCUUUUGGUCUCGCUUGUGGGGUUUUUUUGUUUUAUUUUUGUCAUUUCAUGUUUCGCUUUAUUCGUUGUUUUGUGUGUCGUUUUUGUCAUUUCGUGGUUUUUUUUGCCUCGCUUGUGUUGUUUGUCCUUUUUUUGUUGUUUUGUGUCUCAUUUUUGUAAUAUUUUGUCUCGUUUUUGUUGUCUGACUUUUGUCAUUUUGAUCAUAAAAUAAAAUAUUACAUCGUUCAGUUCCACAUGACUAAAUGUUGUGUUCCUUUGUAGACACUUUGCGAUCUGGAGGUUGUAAUGUGUAAAUGAUAAACUGAGGCUGAAUGUCGUUGAAUUUCAA
Amphiprion ocellaris (clown anemonefish) is the source of this 1445-nucleotide messenger RNA. RefSeq names its product gamma-crystallin S-1-like. Gene Ontology annotation, biological process: visual perception; lens development in camera-type eye. Gene Ontology annotation, molecular function: structural constituent of eye lens. The record is from RefSeq and is a predicted model, not a curated record. Bases 1 to 525 code for a protein of 174 amino acids. The transcript is spliced from 3 exons. Lineage: Eukaryota; Metazoa; Chordata; Actinopteri; Pomacentridae.